GUGAUGGAAGGAACUGUUCAGUUAAGAAAAAUGCGAUCAGAAAGAAUCUCUUCAGUUAAAUAAGUUCAUCUCAAUUUUACGAUGUGGAAGAAAAUUGCAACAUUACUCUCAUAAAUUCCCGCUGUGAGCCGUUUCUGAUAGCUCUUCAAGUCACUGAGUUGUGUCAUCUCUCGGACCCCAAACAGGGAUUCGCAAUGGGCCGAUUGAUAUCAGUUCUACACAACUUUUUCAUUCCACGGGAUCAUGUCUUUAACUGACCAUUUCCGGUUUUUCCAACCAGUCCAGCAUCGGCAAAUAGCACACGAUAUGGAAACCUAUGUACUGAUCAAUCCACCCAAGCGUUGGGAAGUCAUGUUUACUAUUGCAGUUUACCGACAAACGAUUUCAACCUGUUCAUGAUUUAACUAUCGGUGUUGAAUUCGGGGCUCGAAUGAUCAAUAUAGAUGACAAACAAAUCAAGUUACAAAUAUGGGACACUGCUGGACAAGAAUCGUUUCGAUCAAUUACUCGAUCUUAUUACCGUGGUGCAGCGGGUGCUUUACUAGUAUAUGAUAUCACCAGAAGAGAAACAUUUACACAUUUAACUACCUGGUUGGAGGAUGCUAGACAACAUUCAAGCUCUAACAUGGUUAUUAUGCUGAUAGGAAAUAAAAGUGACUUGGAAAGUCGACGCGAUGUUCAAAAAGAGGAAGGUGAAGCAUUUGCCAGAGAACAUGGCUUAAUUUUUAUGGAAACAUCAGCUAAGACUGCUGCUAAUGUUGAAGACGCCUUUAUUGAUACAGCUAAGUGCAUUCAUGGGAAAAUCCAGGAGGGCGUUCUUGAUGUCAAUAAUGAGGCAAAUGGGAUUAAACUUGGACCUCAUCAUAACCCGGUAGGUGGAGCAUAUAAUAAUAAUAACAUGACAAAUCGUACUUCUGGUGCCGGUUGCUGCUAAUUACCGAUAAAUACCACAUGUUGAUGGAUCCUUUAUGGGUUUUUUGUUUUGAUUAUUAAGAAGAGAAACUUCGAAAUAAAUAUCGUGUUUGUUUGUUUGCACUUAUUAUUUUUCCGUCCCCUGUUACAUUUUGAGUAAUUCCUAUAAUCCAUGUGAUAAUUGUGUGCAGCUUGGCGAUCGAUUUAUUCCGCUUACGUACAUUCUGUUUCUAUUUUCUGUCAUAUUUUCUCCCAGUAUCUCUGUACUCCACUCCCUUUUCUUUCGUCUUCAAUGUCUUUUCUUAGUCUUUCUUUCAUAUCUAUCAUGUUUAACAAUAACUACACAAAUAUCAUUGUAACUCAUCAACUUCAAUCAUUACUCAUUAUGCAAAAUCAGUGAUCAAUAUAUUUUCGUUUGUUUUGUCCACAUUCAAUAAAAAUUACCUGUCUAUUGGACAACAUUUCUCAUAAUAUAAAUUAAUAGAGAAUUUGUUUGUUAUACUCGAUUAUUAAUAGGCAUAUACCGUUUAUUCUUUUGUUCUCAAUCUUUUCCUCUAAAUAUACAAAUAUCUUACUAGGAAAUUCAGUAGGCGGAAAUUAAUUGCCGUUUUGGUGAUCAACUUUUUAAUCUAUGACACACUAAUCACUACAUUCAGUAAACUUGGUUUUAAAGCGGAACAAGUAAAUAAGUGUGAUAUCUGUGUGUUCUGUAUUCGUUACAUUCUUAAUUGAAAGAAAAAGCUAAUUGGUAAUUUACUUACAAAUAUCUUUGUCCACUUGAUGUUUGUGUAUGUUUACUAUGGAAUAUUUCACUUUUUUCACUGUCCAAAUACAGUUUCAGAAGAAAAACUACAUAUACACACACAUGAACAUGUGAAAUAAAGUAUUCUAUAUAUUUUUAACAUGUGUUAAUCGUGGUGAACUAUUGCUUUUUGUCUCUCUUCUAAUAAUUACUUUUGUUGUUUUUGUUGUUGUGUAUGCAUUUGACAGCGUAUAUUUCAUCUCAUUUUGAAAUUUAUGUUAUUUGGUUAUUUGUUCAUUUGUUAUUGUUUUAACCGUU
Messenger RNA from Schistosoma spindalis, 1972 nucleotides. The record is from the annotation of a GenBank genome assembly. NCBI's taxonomy places the organism in Eukaryota, Metazoa, Platyhelminthes, Trematoda, Strigeidida, Schistosomatidae.